Rotaria sp. Silwood2 is the source of this 1803-nucleotide messenger RNA. The record is from the annotation of a GenBank genome assembly. NCBI's taxonomy places the organism in Eukaryota, Metazoa, Rotifera, Eurotatoria, Philodinida, Philodinidae.
AUGGCUGAUAGCACCACGUUAAAUGAGACAUCUCCAUUCGGAGACAAGAAUUUAACUGCUUGUACUACACCUAUUGAUGUUAAAGUGGAUGGUCAAAUACCAGAAUGGGUCCAUGGAGUUCUCUAUCGAGUCGGUCUUGGUACAUUCUCUGUGCCUAAACCUGACGGAUCUGUUUUUCAUUUCAAUCAUCCUUUCGAUGGCCUAGCAAUGUUGCAUCGCUUCGAAAUACAUGGUGGGAACAAUCCACGUGUUACUUACACUUCUCGACAUACUGCCAAUGGUGUCAAAUCUCGAAUUAUUCGCAAUGACAGUACUUUGGUAUUCUUCGGUCCUGAUCCAUGCAAGACGAUUUUUGGACGUAUACAAAGCGUUUAUCAUCAGUUGCUCGGUUUAUGUCGGGGAGAACUCGAACAACGAAUGCGAAUGGAUCCUGAAGGCGAAAAUAUUAAUGUCGCUAUUGCACCGAACUUUCCUCUCGGUGAAGAUCUAGAAAAACAGUGGGGUGUCGAUGCUGGUAUGGCUCUGGUUGUGAAAACCGAUGCAAACAUUUUGCAGCUUGUCGAUCAUCAGACACUAGAACCGAAGAAGGCUUUCACUUAUGGAACUAUCGAUAUGGAAUAUAGCGAUCGAUUUGCAGCUUCUCAUCAUCAGUACGAUAUGAAGACUGGCGAAUGGUUCAAUUUCAUUCUUGAAACAUUUCCUAAACCAACUUGGCGAGUGUUCUCUUACUCAACGCCGUCAGUGCCUGGAGCGACAAAAGUGAAGAAGUUUCAGCCCAUAAUACAAAACUUAUCACGUCCAAAUGGCUAUUUUUUUUCAAGCAGACCAUUAAAAUCGUGCUAUACACAUUCAUUUGCUAUUACUGAUAAUUAUGUCAUUAUCCCAAAUUGGUCAUAUUACUUUUCUUAUUAUUCUCUUUCAAUUCUUUGGUAUGGCAAUGCCUAUGAUAGUCUCUAUUUCGAUCCGAAUCUUCCUACUCUCUUUCAUGUUCUCAGUCGUACCACUGGACUACAUGUAGCAACCUAUGAAUCUGAUUCAGCCUUUGGCUUUCAUACUGCAAAUGCCUGGGACGAUAAUGGAACGAUAUGGAUGGACAUCGCUACCUAUCCCGAUGGUAGAGUUAUUGAUGCAAGUUUUGAUUUUGCGCGUAUGUAUAAUGAAAAAUAUGUUAAACCGGUAUCCUACAGAAAGAUCGGUCGAAAAGCAAGUAACACUUAUGUUCCCGUCGCUGAACUUCGUCGAUAUAAGUUAAACGAUAUUCCUUCUACUCCAUCAAAUAUACCACGGCGUGCAGUUUAUGAAUUACUAGGUCUUGAUAUUGAUUUACCGCAUUUCGAUCCUCGACGACAUUGCAAGCCUUAUCGCUAUUUGUAUGGUACUUGCCGAAAUCAAAAUGAAUCGACACACAAAAAUGGCCAUGAUGUGAUCCUCAGUGCCGUACAAAAAAUGGAUUUAGGUCCUCCUGCUACAAAUUUUGCUUCCACUCUUGAACAGGUUGGAUCUAGUUGUUCAAUCGACAAAAAGCAGGGCUCUGGUCCCAAUACUCGUCGAUUUGAUCCUCCAUCAGCGUCAUGUUCCGAACCAAUCUUUUUACCCAAUCCUUUAGGUACAGAAGAAGAUGACGGUGUCGUUCUCACUAUGGUCAAUGAAAUUCGUAAUGAUGACCAGGAGGCAUGCAUAUUGGUGAUACUCGAUGCGAAGAACAUGACGGAAAUGGCCAGAGCAGAAAUUGGACCUUGGCAUGCAAAAACUAUUCAUGGAAGUUUUGUAGACCAAGCUGGAAGAGGCAUCAGUGUCUCAUAA